AUGCAACACUCGACUCAGGUUCAUGGGCACGGUUCUCGAGAUGGCAGCUUUGUUGUAACAAGGAGGUCUCUCAAUCAAAAUUGCGAAUUGUCCUUUUCGGGUCGUUGUACGUUAAAUGAUCAGAUCAAGUCAUGGGACUUUGACCGAGGAGCCUAUAAUGUAUACAAGGUCCUUUUUUCGCCAUGGUCGAGUCCCCACCAUGUCGAACUCGCUGUAUACAUGGAGGACGACAAGAUCAUUGAAACAAUAGUUGCUCCCUGUCUCGAUGGUGCUGGCUAUAGUUUAACAGUGGGUUCAACAUACCGUAUCCGUGGGCUAAUCACACGGGACGAUGCAUGCGGAACUGGUUGGGAGUUCAACCCUCUACUUGUGGGUCACUGUGGAACUUCAGAGGAAACGCCUACAACUGAUGGUUUCCAAGUUACCGGUUGCGGGCAAGUAAACCAACAGUUCUUUUAA
This is a messenger RNA of Puccinia graminis f. sp. tritici CRL 75-36-700-3, 459 nucleotides long. RefSeq lists its product as uncharacterized. Bases 1 to 459 code for a protein of 152 amino acids. The transcript is spliced from 4 exons. The record is from RefSeq and is a predicted model, not a curated record. Lineage: Eukaryota; Fungi; Basidiomycota; Pucciniomycetes; Pucciniales; Pucciniaceae.